This is a messenger RNA of Malassezia sympodialis ATCC 42132, 630 nucleotides long. RefSeq names its product 60S ribosomal protein eL13. Gene Ontology annotation, cellular component: cytosolic large ribosomal subunit; ribosome. NCBI's taxonomy places the organism in Eukaryota, Fungi, Basidiomycota, Malasseziomycetes, Malasseziales, Malasseziaceae. Gene Ontology annotation, molecular function: structural constituent of ribosome; RNA binding. Gene Ontology annotation, biological process: translation. The record is from RefSeq and is a predicted model, not a curated record.
AUGGGUUUCCGUCACAACAACCUCCUUCACAACAACCAUUUCCACAAGGACUGGCAACGCCGGGUGCGGGUGUGGUUCGACCAGGCCGGCCGCAAGAAGAGCCGUCGCAAUGCUCGUGCUGCCAAGGCUGCUGCUCUGGGUAUGCGCCCUGUUCAGGCUCUGCGCCCGGCUGUCCGUGGCCAGACAUUGAAGUACAACACGAAGCUGCGUCAGGGUCGUGGCUUCACUAUUGAGGAGCUGAAGGCGGCUGGCAUCCGUAAGGUUGAGGCUCGCUCGAUUGGUAUUCCCGUGGACCACCGUCGCAAGAACAAGAGCGAAGAGAGCCUGAAGCUUAACGCUGACCGCCUGAAGGCAUACAAGGAGCGUCUGAUUGUGUUGCCUCGCCGCACCAAGAAGAACAAGAACCAAAUGCCUGACCUCUCUUCGGUCCAGACUACUCGUGCCACUCUCGCUGCUUUCCCUAUCCCUGCGGGAACGACCCCUGAGGCCCCUCGUGCCAUUACGGCCGAGGAGAAGGAAAGCAACGCUUUCCGUACGCUGCGCAUGGCUCGUGCCAUCCAUCGCUCUGAGGGUGCUCGCAAGGCUCGCGAGGCUAAGCGCGAGGAGGAGGCUGCUAACGCGAAGAAGUAA